GAAAGUCCCAAGCUGCAAAAUGAGAUAGGGAUGACACCUUUGCCUGAGACUGAUCACGCACGGCGUGCAGAUGAAGAAAAGCCUACAAAUCACCUCGGUCCAGACCCCAACUUGGUCGGAUGGGAGGAAAAUGAUCCAGAGAAUCCGCAUAACUUCUCGACGAUAUAUAAAUGUUGGAUUACUUUCCAGCUCGGCAUGCUGGCCCUAAGCGCCAGUUUAGGCUCUAGUAUCAUCUCCCCGGCGCAGACUAAGCUGGAAGUAUACCUAGGCAUCAGUGCUGAAGUCAGCAUUCUCCCAGUGUCUCUUUACAUUCUUGGCUUCGCUUUUGGGCCACUAUGCUGGGCUCCUAUCUCGGAAAUCUGGGGACGCCGCUGGUCGAUGCUCCCGGCAGUUUUCAUGCUAGGCAUUUUCAGUAUCGGUACCGCAACAAGCAAGAGUACCGCCGCCGUUCUCGUCACUCGAUAUUUCGCCGGGGUGUUCGGUUCCGCUCCUGUCAGCAAUGUAUCGGCAGCCCUGGGAGACUUCUUCCAUAUGAAGGCGCGCGCCGUUGCCAGCACAUCCUACGCCAUCUGCGUCGUGGGCGGGCCAACAAUGGGACCGAUCAUUGGUGCUGCCCUGAUCAACAAUCCACGCCUGGGCUGGCGCUGGACAGAGUAUAUUGAAGCUAUCAUUGUCUUUUUCGUCUUCACCGUCACCUUCUUCUGCUUACCGGAGGUGUAUGGUCCCGUGCUUCUACAUAAAAAAGCCAAGCGCCUGCGCAAGGAGACCGGCAACCCGGACCUAUAUCACCCACACGAGCAUAUGAAAAUUGAUGCGUAUAGUAUUGUCACCAAGCAUUUCUCCCGCCCGCUUGUCAUGCUUGUGACGGAGCCAAUGGUUACGGUGAUUGCGCUAUACGCCUCGUUCACCUAUGCUCUGCUCUAUCUCACCCUCGAGGUGUUCCCCAUUGUCUUUGGCGAUAUCCGCCAGUGGAAGCCGGUGAUUGCCACAUUACCCUUUAUCGGCUUGUUUGUUGGCGUCCUCCUAUCAGCCGCGUUUAUCAUACUUGUCGGGCAGCCAUACUACAUCCGAAAAUGGGAAGAGGGUGGCGGGAAACCGGUCCCCGAGGCACGCCUGAUGCCCAUGGCAGUUGGAGGGUUUCUGUUCGCAGGGGGCCUCUUCUGGUUUGGCUGGACGGCGGAACCAUCCUAUUCCUGGGGGUUACCCGUCGUGGCAGCUGUGAUGUUCGGGUGCGGAUUCUGUAUCAUCUUUGGUCAAUGUAUCAAUUUUCUGGUCGAUACAUACGGGCCAUACGCUGCCUCGGCCACUGCGUCUAACACCUUUUUGCGAAGUGUGCUUGCAGCCGCGUUCCCGCUUUUUGCCCAGCAGAUGUUUCGCAAUCUUGGUGUAGGGCCAGCGAUGUCGAUCCUCGGUGGUAUUGCGGCGGCUCUAAUUCCAGUCCCUUUUCUGUUCCGGAUCUAUGGUGUGCGGUUGAGAAAGAUGUCCAGGUUCGCGCCAUUUAAAGGAUAAUGAUCCAGGAGCCGAACAAUCUUAACGCACCAGACAUGGCCAGGAAGGUACCUGAAAGCCCACGUUCUGAACCGAUAGCGGUUAAGACAGCUUUAAUUCUCUAAUAAAGGCUGUGCUAAGCACAUGUGGGCCAGUAUUGUGCACGAUGCUGCUUGCACUUCGAGCCAACAUUACCACUCACCGGGAGCG
Aspergillus pseudotamarii is the source of this 1698-nucleotide messenger RNA. RefSeq names its product MFS transporter. Lineage: Eukaryota; Fungi; Ascomycota; Eurotiomycetes; Eurotiales; Aspergillaceae. Bases 31 to 1509 code for a protein of 492 amino acids. Gene Ontology annotation, biological process: transmembrane transport. The transcript has 2 exons. The record is from RefSeq and is a predicted model, not a curated record. Gene Ontology annotation, molecular function: transmembrane transporter activity.